UAUUAGUUUACAGUUGGAUUUUGAAUGUGGAACAACGUUCACGAUUUUGCUGUUAAAGGGAAUUUAAUUCCACCGAUCUUGGUACAAAAACAAUAAAAAGUUCGCAAGUGUUUUUGAUUCUUAAAGAAUUUGUGUGUUAAAAUAAAAAAAAAGUUGUCGAAAAUGAACAGGUGGUCAGUAUACCCAACAAUGGAAAAGGGUCUCCACGAACGAGAUCUGGUAGGAUUGCAGGACUUCAUUCUCCUGGAAGACUAUCAGAAUGAAACGGCAUUCGUGGACAACUUGAAAAAACGAUUCCAGUCAAAUCUAAUUUACACAUACAUCGGACAAGUAUUGGUCGAAGUGAAUCCGUACAAGGAACUACCAAUUUAUUCCGAAGAGGAUAUUAUGCAAUACACACGGAAACAUUUCUUCGAAGUGCCUCCACAUGUAUUUGCAAUUAGUGAAAAUGCCUAUCGAUCACUGACUGAAGAAAACCGGGGACAAUGUAUCCUUAUUUCUGGUGAAAGUGGUUCUGGCAAAACUGAGGCCUCUAAAAGAGUGUUGCAAUACAUUGCCGCUGCAUCUGGCCACAUAUCAACCGUCGAAGGUGUCAAGGACAAAUUGUUGCAGAGUAAUCCUCUGCUGGAAGCAUUUGGCAAUGCCAAAACCAAUCGCAACGACAACAGCUCGCGAUUCGGUAAAUACAUGGAUGUUCAAUUCAAUUUUGCUGGCGAGCCAGAGGGUGGAAACAUUUUGAAUUAUUUACUGGAAAAGUCCAGAGUCAUUCAUCAGAGCAGUGGAGAGAGAAACUUUCACAUUUUCUAUCAAUUGCUUUGCGGUGGUGACGAUAAUCUUCUAAGAGAAUUGCAAUUGAAACGCAAUUUGGAUACGUUUUAUUACUUGACUGAUGGGGACAAUGGUAAUGUUAGCGGCAUCAAUGACUCUGAAAAUUUCCAAAUUAUUCAAAAGGCGAUGAGUGUUAUUGAAAUAUCGCCCAAAGAACAAGCAGAAAUCUUUCAAAUUGUAGCCAGUAUUUUGCACAUGGGAAAUGUUGGUUUUACAGAAGAGGAAGGAAAAGCAAAAAUUUUGAAACCAGAAUCCGUUCGGGCAAUUUCGAAGUUACUCGGAUGUGAUGAGUCAAUGCUAAGCGCUGCACUAACCCACCGCACAAUUGAGGCUCGUGGUGAAUUGGUAACGAGUCCAUUGAGUCGCGAAUCUUCCAUCUAUGCCCGCGAUGCUCUAGCAAAAGCUGUAUACGAUCGCCUAUUUUCAUGGCUUGUUUGCCGAAUUAAUAAGUCGUUGCAUCCGGAAAAUGCGAGUCGCAAGAACAAUGUCAUGGGAAUUCUGGACAUUUACGGUUUCGAAAUAUUCCAGAAAAAUAGUUUCGAACAAUUUUGCAUCAAUUUCUGCAACGAGAAACUGCAGCAGCUAUUUAUCGAACUUACACUAAAAUCCGAACAGGAAGAGUAUCUGCGUGAAGGAAUCGAAUGGGUUCCGGUCAAAUAUUUCGACAACAAAGUCAUUUGUAAUCUAAUCGAAGAGAAACAUAAGGGAAUCAUUUCUAUUAUGGACGAAGAGUGUCUUCGGCCUGGCGAAACCACUGACAUGACGUUCCUGAACAAAAUGAAUGAUAGAUUGGGUGAUCAUCCACAUUAUGUGUGCCAUCAACUUGCAUCGACAGCCGUUCAAAAGACCAUGGGAAGAGAUGAUUUCCGAUUGGUUCAUUAUGCUGGCGAUGUCACGUACAAUGUUAAUGGGAUUUUGGACAAAAAUAACGAUUUACUGUUCAGGGAUUUGAAGGAAAUAAUGUCGCGCACACAAAACAGUAUCACGCUCGAGUGUUUCCCGGCGGAAGAGUAUUUGGAUAAGAGACGUCCAAACACAGCGGUUACACAAUUUAGAAGCUCGUUGAACAAUUUAAUGGAAAUUUUAAUGUGUAAAGAGCCAUCGUACAUUCGUUGCAUUAAACCAAAUGACAUGAAAUCCGGCGAUUUAUUCGAUGAUAGAUUAGUGUUGCAUCAAGUCAAAUAUUUGGGUUUGAUGGAGAACCUUCGGGUGCGUCGUGCCGGCUUCGCUUACCGACGAAACUACGAAAUGUUCUUGCGACGUUACAAAUGUUUGAGCAAACAGACAUGGCCCAAUUACAAAGGUCCAGCCAGGGAUGGUGUUCAAAUAUUGGCCAAUGAAUUGGGUUACGGACCGGAAGACUAUCGCAUGGGAAAAACGAAAAUUUUCAUUCGAUUCCCGAAGACAUUGUUCGACACGGAAGAUGCGUUCCAAUUGAAGAAACAUUAUCUGGCCUCGAUUAUUCAGGCUAGAUGGAAGGGUCGCAAGCAGCGAGCGAAGUAUUUGAAAUUCAGAGAAUCAACGAUUCGUGUUCAGGCUUACAUUAGACGGCAUUUGGCUAUCAAAAAUGCUAAAGCUAAACGAGAAGCUGUUGUCAAGAUCAGAGCUUUCAUCAAAGGAUUUAUUACGAGACACGAUGCUCCGAAUGGAUAUAACGAUAAUUUCAUUGCACAUUCAAAACGGCAAUGGUUACUAAAAUUAGCUAAGAAUUUACCGAAAUCGCUAUUGAAUUACACGUGGAUAUCGAGUCCUGCACACUGUGCUGAAGCUUCUGCUGUGUUAAAAGCUGUAUACCGUAGACAUUUGGUAAGGGUAUACGUACGAAGCCUAAGUAAGGAGCGAAAUAGACAGCUCCAAUUGAAAGUGUUGGCAGAAAGUGUUUUCAAGGGUCACAAGACGAACUACAAAGACAGUAUAGGGUCAUGGUUCAUAGACGAACGGAUUAACAAGGAACAUAUGACGCAAAUAAACAAUUUUGUUAGCGUCAACUUUGCAACUGGUGAAGCGUUACGAUACGCAGCGCCUGUAACUAAAUACGAUCGACGUGGCUACAAACCUCGCGAUCGUUUCUUUUUGCUGAGCGACCGAGCUCUCUACUUGCUGGACGGGAAAACUUACAAGCAAAAGCACCGUUUACCUUUGGACAAAAUUGAUUUUUGUGUGACCAAUGUACGGGACAAUUUGAUGCUAGUGAGAAUACCAAUCGAACUGAAGAAGGACAAGGGUGAUUUGAUAUUGGAAGUUCCACAUAUUAUUGAGUGUUGCGUUUGGAUUUUGGAUGUAACUGGUAGGAGACAGAUUUUGCAAAUUGUCGACACAGGAUCAUUGAGUCAUAGUCUAGUAAGAGGAAAAGAUGGUACCAUUGAAAUAAAGACUGGUGGUGAGCCGGGUAUCACAAGAGCUAAAAGUGGUCAUCUGAUAGUAAUUGCCAGUCAGUAGACAGUUAUAUGCAUUGGGUCAUGUUUUUUAACCAAAUCAACGUUACGGAAUUAGUAAAUAGUUUCUGUGCCAUUUAUUACUUUUUUUUACAUAAAUUUACAUUAUGUGCACGUUAUCGGGGAAUGAUAACCAUCCAGAAGAAAUGGUUGUGGAUGACGAUUGUAUUUCGGAUAGAAAUAUUGUGCGAAUCGAUCGAACUUCUUAAAAAAACAGACGAACUUAAUAAAAUCAAUUGGAAUUUUGCGAUGUUAUCAGGGAAAUAAUUUGUUGUACUUAAUGAACAUAAUUUCUUUUACUGUAGUUUUUAUGCAUUUUGAGUUUCUGUUUAAAUGUACUUUACAUCAAGAUUUUUAAGCAUAAAUAAAUACUAUAAAGACUUGCCUUUA
Bradysia coprophila is the source of this 3653-nucleotide messenger RNA. RefSeq names its product unconventional myosin 61F (gene Myo61F). NCBI's taxonomy places the organism in Eukaryota, Metazoa, Arthropoda, Insecta, Diptera, Sciaridae. Gene Ontology annotation, cellular component: microvillus; cytoplasm; actin cytoskeleton. Gene Ontology annotation, biological process: endocytosis; actin filament-based movement; actin filament organization. The record is from RefSeq and is a predicted model, not a curated record. Gene Ontology annotation, molecular function: actin filament binding; microfilament motor activity; ATP binding.